CCGCAACCUUUCGAUAUAGACGGUUUGUAGACGGUACUCAUUCCACCCUCAGGCUGUCCACCCCGCCUAUCCCUUGACAGCGCCCAAAGACUACCAAGUACUCAUACUGGUAGCGCUACGGCGGUCCAUAACAUGGGCUUCCCUUCUCCAAUUACUCGCGAACAGGUUGCCGCCCGAAUCCUUGCCGGGGACAACCUCAUCAUCCUUCGCAACAAAGUCAUUCGUGUACCCCCAUCAUGGCUUGCUACUCACCCCGGCGGUCCUCUGGCUAUCCUUCACUUUGUUGGGCGUGACGCGACAGACGAGGUUGACGCGUUCCAUUCUGACGCGACGCUUGAAAGGAUCGAUCGUUAUACAAUUGGUACUGUGGAUGUCGGAGAACAUGGUUGGCUAUCGUUUGUUCCUCCAAUCAUGAGCGGUUGGGUCAGACGAAUCACCGCGGAUGGCUCCAAGCAAUGGUAUAACGAAGCGUCACCCUUCAACUCUGAGACCGAUACCGCACCGUCUCCAUCCACCCAGUUCCUUCUGGUAGAGAGAACCGAGGACCCCCCUCGGCCUGGCCCUACUCUCGAAACGCUCCAGCCUCCGCCGACGCCAAUAUCCCCCAAGAUAUAUGCCCAGCACUCUGCAGCUUACAAGGUCCUGCACAAACGCGUCAUUGAUGCAGGGUUGUAUAAGACGCGGUAUAUUACUGGCUAUGGUCCGGAGAUUGUUCGUUAUACCCUAUUGGCAAUCCUCUCUAUCGUUGCAUAUCGUUAUGGAUGGUUCAUUACCAGCGCAUUUUUCUUGGGGCUGUUCUGGCAUCAAGUCACGUUCACCGCUCAUGAUCUGGGACAUGUUGGUGUCACGCAUGAUUGGACCAUAGACCGUCUGCUCGGUAUAUUCAUUGCCGACCUUCUAGGCGGACUCAGUAUAGGGUGGUGGGUCGAUAAUCACAAUACACACCAUCUCGUUACUAACCAUCCUAUUCAUGAUCCGGAUAUCCAGCAUCUGCCCUUCUUCGCAGUAUCUCCCGUAUUCUUCAAUUCAUUAUGGUCAUCUUACUACAAACGCGUCAUGGCAUUUGACGCGAUUGCGAAGAUAUUCAUCCCGAUCCAACACAAGCUCUUCUACGUUAUCAUGUGUUUUGCCCGGUUCAACCUAUACGUGCUUUCGUAUACCUUCCUGGCGAAGCACGCAUUCGAACCAAGGAAAGCUGUGGGAGGUCGAUGGUGGUGGUGGGGCGAGGUCAUCUGUCUAGGUCUCUUCUUCUGCUGGUACAGUUCUCUGCUCAUGGCUAUCGGCAACUGGAAAACAGCCUUGGGGUACCUGGUCGUCAGCCAUGUUGUGACCAGUCCCUUACACAUACAGAUUGUUCUGUCACAUUUCUCUCGGUCAACGGAGGACUUCGGCCCUGUCGAGUCUUUCCCAGCACGUCAGCUUCGUACGACUGUGGAUGUGAUCUGUUCGCCCAAGAUCGAAUUCAUCCACGGUGGACUUCACUUACAGGUUACUCACCACUUGUUCCCUCGCCUUCCUCGACACAAUCUGCGAGAAGCGAGUAUGCUUGUGAAAGAGUUUGCCAAGGAGCAUAAUCUAGAGUAUGCUGAGUUUGGCUUUUUCGAAGGAAAUGGCGAGGUUAGAGGUGUCCUGAAGCAGGUGGCAGACCAGGUCAAGAUAGUGGGUAUGGUGGCAGAUGCUAAUAUCCGUGACGCGUUGAAAAAAUGAGUACGAAAUACUUACGCUUAACACCCCAACUCACUCUAUGUAUGUAUUCCAUUGGACUGUGCGUCUGAUAGUAUAGACAGAAAUAGACUGUCGCGCAAGAACACGAGUGCUCAUAUUCAUCAUAUAUGGCAUGGCAUGCAAAACCCAAGGGUAGCGCGAUAUUUUGAAUAC
Somion occarium is the source of this 1878-nucleotide messenger RNA. Lineage: Eukaryota; Fungi; Basidiomycota; Agaricomycetes; Polyporales; Cerrenaceae. The record is from the annotation of a GenBank genome assembly.